Messenger RNA from Prorocentrum cordatum, 2295 nucleotides. NCBI's taxonomy places the organism in Eukaryota, Dinophyceae, Prorocentrales, Prorocentraceae. The record is from the annotation of a GenBank genome assembly.
AUGGCCCCUGCCGGCGUCCACCUCCUGGUUGCCCUGCAGUUGCUCCCCGCCCUCGCCAUUGGCGUCCUGAGGCACGCCAGUGCCAGCGAGAGGACGGCGGGAGGCCUGGGAAGGGCUGCGCGCGCAGACCGCAGCGCCAGCGCGGCCGAGAAGUCCGCGGCGGGCUCGGAGAGGGCCGCCGCGGGGGCGCGCGUCGCCAGCGCGGCCGAGAGGCUCGAGGCGGGGGCGGGCAGGACAGCACGAGCGGCGACGACGGCUCGGACGACGCGGUACAGUGCGUCUAGUGGUGGCCAGGAUACGAAGACGACCUCCUUGGGCAAGAUGAACAAGAUGGGCGUCACCCGGUACAAGCGGCAGGCCCGCCAGAAGACCAAGCGAAGCGAUGGUAAGUUCUUCUGGCCCGACCCCGUCAACCGCGAGGGGGAAGUCUACUCUGGCGCGACGGACCUUCUGGAUAACAUCUCUUGGGGAUGGCACCAUCCGACAGGCGUUUACAGCACCAUUCCAGUCGGCAGCCCGCUCUUCGACGACGAGCAAAAUAUCUACAUCGGAUCCGACGACGCCAUCCGGAAGUUCGAUGUCACAGGCACCAUCCUCUGGAGUUACGCCCCCCGAGGCCAGCUUGCGGCGGCUCCCACCCUGAUGCUCGGCAGCAGCCGGCGCCUGGCGGCCCGCGUGGACUCUGAGGAAGUGGCCGAAGAGGAGAACCUGGUGCGACCAGACUGGGCAAGCGCCAACGAGUCAGCCAAUCCCGUGGUCUUCAAUCAGUUCAAGGUCGGUGACCUCGUCAAGGUGAAGCCUGGAUUCGGCUAUCGGGCAGACGGCAAGGACCUCUACAAGGCCGGCGACGUGGGCACGAUCACCGGCGUCAUGCAGGACGGAGAGGGUAGCAGGGCCGUCAUCUCGUGGACGCGCAGCGGGCACAAGAGCAUGGUGAAGCUUCACGCCUUACAGGACCGCUUCCUGCGCGUUCAGCAGCAGCGGACGGAGGCUGCCACAUUGCCCUCCAUGCUGGUAGGGAGCACCACCUCCGGCUUCGUGUUCGCGAUCGACCUCGCAAGCGGAGAGGAGUUGUGGGUAACUUGGGCCUCCAACGACAUUGCUGGCGUCAAGGGCGCUGUUGCUGGCAAGGAUGGAAUCAUUGUGGUCGCAACCGACAAGUGCUCUGACCGGUAUUGCUACAGGUACCGCAACCAGACCAAUCCCCUCACGCCCGGCAAUUCCAAGGUGCGCGGCCUGAGCGCAGUGGAUGGCACCGCAGUCUGGGAGUUCAAGACUACAUCGCCUGUGUGGAACAUGGUCCCGCUCUGGGGCCCGGACGACACGGUGUUGUUCCAGGACUGGGAGGGCAGGCUAUACUCCCUGGACCUCCUGACCGGCGGGCUCAGAUUCAAGGUCGGUGGCGACAUCGGGACGCACACCCACGCAGCCGCCACGUACGAUCCAGGGCACAAUAUCGCUUUCGCCCUGGGCAUGAGGCACUAUAACGUGGAGAACUACCACAUGGAUGACGCCAUCGGCACCGACGGGGGCAAAUACUGCAACCCUUAUGUAGCACCUGGCAUUCUCAUCAACUGCUGGACGUGGCCUGGCGGAAGGGGCUUUGUCCGCGGAUACAACGCAUCCUCUGGCAGGAUGAUCUGGGACAGGGCAACGCCAGAGCCGCCGGCCAGCGCUGCCACUGGCAUGCUCACUUCGCUUGGUCAUACUCGACUGGUCGUUACCAUGGCCUUCAACUGCAGAUUCAACUCCCCCUCCCAGAUCUGGGCCCUCGAUCCCAACAACGGCGACAUCCGGUGGAUGAGGGACGGCCCGACGCUGUGGACAAACCAGUGUGCUGGCGACAGGGAGGGUGCCGACAUUCGCCGAGCCAUGGGGGGCCGCGCCACGUGCUACCCCAACAGCUGGUCGUUGCCAGUGAUCGAUGCGCAGGGCGACGUGUAUGUUGGCCACCAGGUCGGCGUUCUGCAGCGAUGGGGCACGCCCACGGGGCUCGGGGGAGCCAGGAAUGUCCAGCUGCUCUCGACUCUGACGACCGGCGUGGCCUUCCAGGAUGCAUCCAUCGCGUUCUCUUCGGACCUCAUGGCCGUGUCCACAUGCACCUCCCUUAUGGUGUUCCAGACCUACACAGAGCAGUUCGCGAACGGCACCUCUUGGUCGGUCUCGCACGACGAGUACUCCCCGAGUGCUGGGAUGGUCCAUGGCGACGAAGUGAGUCACAAUAUCAGUGAGACUCCGCACAUUGUCCCUACGGGAGCUCCAGGGUCUGGGUCGAGCCCCUGGGAUGUCCGAUAG